ACGCGGACUACCCGAGGUUGCAUGGACGAUAUUAGGUGAUUAUUCAUUACUUUAAACAAAGACCCCGACACGUUCGCGCUGUCUCAAUGUCCAGUGAGUGCAGAGCCUCUUAUCGAGGAGAUAUCGAUCGCCGGAAACGUCGUUAAUUUUAAGAUUAUGCGAAUAUCUGUGAGCUGCGACAAAUUGUUUGGGUCGGUAAAUAAAUCAUUACCGAAUGUAUAAAACAGUGAAAUGGAGAAGAUCCAUCAAGAUAUUCUUAAGAAGCUACGAAAGGAUAUUAUUGACGACCUCGAUGUACACAAUGGUAUUUUACAUCCUUUGACAACGGAGUAUAUCCUAAAGGAGAGAGAUGUUAAACAAAUUGAGAAUGGACUAACUAAACAGGAACGGGCUCAAAUUUUAUUAGACAUAUUACCUGGUCGUGGGCCUUGUGCAUUUGAUACUUUCCGAGAAGCUUUAAGGCAUCAUUAUGAGUGGUUAAGUGAUAGUAUGGAUAAACAGUUGGCAUCGCAUGGAGAUGCUCCCGACCAUAUUCGGUCCCUGUCGAGGUCCCCUAAUCUACCGCCAGUUUCACCAUUGACUGUUACUAGAGAAGAAAAGACUAAACAGCUUCAACGAGCAUUGGAGGAAUUACAACCUGGAAGAUACGUAGCAUUACAUGGAAUGAAAGGAUUUGGAAAAUCAUCUCUAACUGCAAGUACUUUAAAGGAUGGACAAUUAGUAAAAAAUUUGUUCUCCAAUGAAAUUCAUUGGAUUAAAUUUGGGUAUAAUCGAUCCGCUGAAGAAGAAAUCAUAACGCAAUUGAGUGCAUUAUACUACCAGGUUAAAGAAUCAGAAGUAAUAACUAAGUGCAAUGAAAUAAGCCUUAUGAAAGAUACAGUUAAAAGCUAUCUCAAGCACCAUUUUAGAAAGUCCAAUCAUCGCAAAGCAUUAUUAGUCUUGGAUGACGUCUACGAUAAAGAAUUUAUUGAUGCUUUUGACUUUGAUUGUAAGACUUUAGUCAUUACCAGCGACAUUGAUGCCUUAGAAGGCAAACAAUACACUGUGAUAGAGAUGAAUGAUGGGUUUACGGAAGCUGAAAGUUUAAACUUGUUUGCUAAAGUACUUGAUAUCGGAGCUCACGAGCUUCCUCAUGAAGCAAAAUUAAUUCAUGAGGAGUGCAAAGGUAUGCCGUUGCUCAUUGCAAUGUUCUCUGCACAAUUUGAAAAAUUCAAGCAUGACAUGAGAAUUCGAUCUGAUCGGUGGAAAUAUUAUUUGAAAUGCCUUCGCAAAAAAGAUCCUACCAAUAAAGUGAUGAGACAGUUUCUUGAAAAGCAAAAAGCUAUUUUUGACAUAUGUAUCGAUAGACUGCCCAGUCCACUGAAAGAACGGUAUGAGAUGUUAGCGAUUUUUAAUGAAGACGUUAAUAUAAUGCCUCAGACCUUAGAAAUUCUCUGGGAGGAAGAAGCGUUUCAAGUCGAAGAAAUGAUGUUAGACUUUUGUCACAAAUCUCUCGCUGCAAAACAGUGGAAUGAUGAUUUAAAAAGUUACAUAUACGGAGUUCACGAUCUUCUUUUAUGCUACUUACGAGACAAGUUGCAGGCUGAUAAAUUGAAACAAAUGCAUGUAUCUUUCAUUGAAAAAUAUCGAAAGUACUGUAAUAACGAUUUUUCAAAAUUACCUCGAGAUAACUAUAGCCACUCGUACAUUGGUAACCACUUAGAACAAGCUGAGUUGUACGAGGAAUUUCCAAAAUUAUAUUUGGAUUUUGAUUUUCUACAAGCCAAAAUAUAUCAUGCUGGCUUAAGCGAUCUGCUGAAUGACUUACAGAAAUAUCGAAAAUACAUAACAAACAAUUUUAACAGCGAAUUAGAAGCAAAAGUUGCCGAUAUAGAACUUUUUUUACAAGAACAUGCGUAUAAUCUCGUGAAUCAAAAACGAAAAGAAUGCCUAGAUUUAAUACAAGUAGCCUUGAGCCAUUCUUAUCAACAUUACGUUAAACAGAAAGCUAAAGAACUCGUUAUUGCACGCCCAACACUUCUCUAUCUUACUCACGAUAAACAGAUCACAUACGUGAGCAUGCCAUUAGGUGAAGAAGUAAGCACCGAAAUCAGCAUCGCAUGUUUUACCGACAACCCAAAUGAAAUUCUAAUUGGGAACAGGAGCGGUGAAACGAUACUUUGGAAUUGCUCAAAUAGAAAGGAGAUAGUGUUCCAUGGGCACCAUAAAAAAUACCCGAUUAAAAAAAUCAUCGUCUCUGAGAAAGGAAACUAUUUUGCAUCCUUGAGUGAAGAUGGUACCGCAAAAUUAUUCGAUUUGAUGAAGAAGGAAGAUCCAUACAAUUUUAAUAUGAAAAUUGAACAAGUGCCAAGUCCUAGGCAAAAGCAAACGUUUUGGAAUAAUAUCUUUGUGAACGAACCCUUGCAAGACAAUAGUUUGGUGACUUUUGUUAUCGAGCGACAGAAAAUAAUAGAUAUAUCAUUUGGUUUCAAGGACCAAUGUAUCGCAGCUUGUACUAAAAAUGGAACAAUUCAGAUCUGGGAUUUGGCUGGUAACACACUCUGGACCAGCGAAGGUUCCCAAAACUACUCUCUGAGAAGCAUCACUUUUACUACCUCGAACACGUUUCUUCACUUGAUGGACGAAGAGAAGGGAGUUUUGAUAUCGUACAAAGAGUGCAAUAAACAAUACACAUACUGCGCGCAAUACAAUCCAAAAUUACAAGAUCAGAAGGUCAUAUUUUUCCAAUGUAUUCCACGAACUGUUAAUUCAUUGAUCAUUGUCACGAAAGUGAAGGCAAUAUAUGUUAAAUGGUUCGGCGGACAAAAUGAACAAAUUCAUAGCUAUAACAAGCAAAUAAGAGCUUUUGUUGAGAAUGAGAAUAUAGAGUAUCUCUGUGCGGCAUUAACGUAUGAUGGGCAAUAUAUCGUUGUUGCUGACUCGGGAGGUUUUGUUAAUGUCUGGAAUAUUGAUGUUGGAGAUCAGCCAAUAGCAGUAUACAAAGGUCGUGUGACUUCUUUAGAUACUUAUUGGUUGAACGAAGAAGAAGAAUGUCAUUUGAUUUGUGGCAGUGAAAAUAAGUUGAUACACAGGUGGAAGUUCGAAGCCCGUAAGCCACUUAAGCCGCAUAGAUUAUCCCUUAUGUUCGAUGCAAUAAUGAGUCAACUCGGAGAUAGCGAUGUCAUCGCUAAAGAAACAUCUAACAAUACGGUUAUAGUAUCUCAGAGUAAUGAGAUAAUCGGUGAAUCCGGACCUGCUGACGGGAAGUUAACAGCUUUAUUCCUAUGGCCUAAUAAAAAGAAAAUCGUCUACGCUUCGGAAAAAGGAACAAUUGCUAUGUACGAUUUGGAAAAGAAGGAAACUGUUAAUAUUCUGUCAUUAAAGCGGCAGACCAGUUUCAUAUGGUUGAUUAAUAUUGAUAAAAAUGAAAUCUUAAUAUGUAACGAUGGAGAUAACCACUUGAAGAUAUGGGAAAAUGCGGAGACAAUUUAUUUGCUGGAAAAUACAGGGAAUGUAAUCGCGACUUAUGCACUGAAUCAGAACUUCGUUGUAACGGUCGCUCAAACAGGACUGAUUAAACUUUGGAAUGUGCGACCGAAAAUGUGGCUGUUAAUGAGUGCAGUGUCAAAUCUCUCCGGACCUGUUACCGUGUGCUCCACGUGUCUGGGUUCUUCGAAAACUUUGUUGGCCGUACUGCAUGACAGUUACAAACUGACAAUAUACAACAUCUUAGCGAACAACAGUUUCCUUGCAAGUGUAACGAUUAAGGAAGAGAUGAAAUAUCAGUUCGAGCACAAAGUAAUCACGUGUGAAUUCUCGCAUGAUGAAAGGUACUUAGCUGUUGGUUCGGAAAAUGGUGAUAUUUUGAUUAUCAAUGUAGAAAUGCGCGAAGAGAUGUACAAAUUCUUGCUUCACUCCAGUGCUGUUACUCAAUUACUUUGGGCGCCAAGUAUAAUUGAUCUACCUAUUCUGCUAUCAGUUUCCUGUGAUGAUCUGGCAUGGUGGAAUAUCAGUCUACUUGACGUCAACUCAAGAACUAAAAAACGAAGUCGUAUGGGAAUCAGUCAUAGUAUCAGCAGCCCAGAGAUUAAUGUAAGUUCUUUGCCGAGUUCAUUACCUUGUAGCAAGAGUACAGAUUUUGGUCCAUCGACUACGCAACAAGCAGAAGCUUCAUCUAUAAAUGGUGCUUCCUCAAUGAAAGGUGCUUCCUCCUCGAAUAAAGGUAACCACCUUCUUUUCUGGAAGGUUAAAAAAUCAAGAGACCCAAAAAAGCCAGCUCUGUUAGGGGUUGUUCAAUUACCCGGAAGUUACUCCCCGAAAAUUUGCGCGUCCGAUGAUUUCAGUAAAUUUCUUGUCAUUGACGUCCAUGGAUCCAUACACAGUUAUAAGCUAUUUGAACUUACGUAGGGAUACAUCUGAUCUAUGAAGUUGUUUUAAAAAGUAACACAAAAAACAAAAAAAUAUUAGGUAAAAUUGGCCAUUUAUUGGAUACUUGUGAGAUAAAAUAUGACCCCGAUGAUGGCGUGAAGUAUAAGAAUUCUACAAUUCUAUUGUGAUAUUGCAAUGGUGAUUCUUAAAGGGAAAAGAUACUUAGGGAAUUUAAGAACAUAUUUUGACUGCUGGCUAUGCAGGCAUUGCGAUUGUAUUAAAAAGGAAACAAAUCUAUUUAAUGAAUUUUAAGAUGAACUCUACAUAGGUGAACGUGCAUUAGUUACCAGUUUUGCUCAACUUUAUAGAAUUGAACUAACUGAAUGGAGUGGUUGUGAAACACUGACACCCCACUGCCCUCUGCAUUUAUAUCGAACAAAUAUUUGCAUUUCUUUAAAUGUCAGACAAUGACAUUUAAUUCCUACUCCCUGUCUGAAACAUUUUUUAUAAUCCGUUUUAUAACUUAAAUUAUCCUCUUAGCACAUAAGAACUUCGGUAUAAUUUUAUGACUCUUAAAUGACGUAAACUUAUUUUAUAGAUAAUAUAUAACAAAACGUGCCACCUGCACGUUUUUUUUUUUUUAGCAUCGAAAAUGUUGCCAAAUGUUCAACUUUGUCUCUUCGAGCUCUCGAUUGGAAUAAUUUAUAGUUUUAAUGAUCAUGUGAAUUCAGUAGCAGAUUAAGGAGUAACUAAAAGUACAAAAAAAAAAUAGUAAAAUUUUCGUCAGUAAAUAUAUUGCUUGAGACGAUCUCUCUCUCAUUUGCCCGAAAUCGGUAUUAUAUUUAAAUAAUAAAGUAUUCACUUUUGGACACUAUUUUAUAAUAGUACGAAUACCGGCACAACUUCUGUAUCUUUUUAUAUGACGGCAAAUUAUUAUCAGUAAAUUAAAUAGUGCAUCAAAGCAAUGAGCUUUAAAAGUACGUGCCAAUUGUGCGCAUUGCAAUUUUCAAUUAAAAAUGCACAAGCAGGAAAAUACACUGAUAAGAUGUACAGGAUUUCACUCCUACGUUUUCCAUGAUCUCUGUCCGAUUUGACUGAUAAGCUAAGAUUUCACUUGAACAAUUUUUAGGCAGGAAUGCCCAGACUUUUUUUUCCUUCAAAUAUGAUCCAUGAAACUAGCAUAAAACAAUACUUUAAAACAAGCAUUUACCAAGUUACGUUAAGAUGUGCGUGUUUUCACGCGAUAAAAUCAUGUGCCUUGUGUAUUAAGAUAAAUUAGUGAUAACAAUCAGAGGUCCUAAACCUCUGUUAGGUAUGAUUUUGAUACCUACUUUACAAACAGUGUAUAUUCUAUAUAUCCGUGCAUGUAUAUGCAUACAGAUAUACAUGUUGGCAGGAACGAUUUUAAUUUAUCAAAUAUGUACGAAACAGACUUGACUUGUAAUCCAAUGGUGCAUUUCUUCUGCAUUUAAUUUUUGGUGCUCAACCUGUGUAUGCCAUAAUGUCACCUGGUAAAACAUCUGAUAACGUCGAAGCGAAACCAUUGCAAUUUUCCAUAUACCAUACUUUUUUAAAUUCUCUUAUCGUCUCAGAAUUACAUUCAAAUUGUUGCACUGAAUGACAAAUUACCGAAUUAAGAUGUUAACUAUACUUUUAUGGCUCCACAGUCCUAUUGAGAUAGAAAACCAUUAAUUGUUUCCCGAUACGACAAUUAUUAAUUUAUCCUCACCAUAUUCAUACGUAUGAUUUAGUUGAUAUAUAUUAAGUUAUUAUAUUAUUGGUAUACUCUUACGGUGAAUACCUUAAAUUUAUGUUAUUGUUAAUAUUAAUAAUGCGUUAAUUAUAGAAAUCCAUGAAUUCAGUUGAAUUCAUCAUUACGAUACUUCGAAUUUAUAUUCAGUACAUACGUACCAAUGGCAUUUUCUUACUGGUGGCAUUUUAAUUAAGUAUAUCAUUUAUGUUUUCAUAUUUUUACAUUUAAGUACACGUGAUAGGAUCCAGAACGAACAAGUUUUACGUGCGAUUUUAUAAACCGCGAAGGGAAUAUUUGAGAUAAAAGUCUUUCAAUUCCAGAAUUCUAUAUCGGCUUUGAGAUAUUUUUAAACGUCAUGUAGUACUUGUUCAAACAUUUGAAUAUAAGAAAAUAAUAUUUGUUUUACUUAGACCCAGCGACACGGCGGAUUGCUAUCUUAAACAGUUGCCUAAUGUGAUAAAGGACUCUCUUGUGCAUUUAUAAAAUAGGAUAUAAAUUAGAAUUUACGACACAUGGUUCAGAAUUUUGCAACUGGUUUAACAUUGAGACCCCGUUUAAUAAUAUUAACCUAACGCAAUCCACGUUAGGCAAAUUGUAAAUUACUAAUUGUAGGAUUACUCUGCUGGGUCUAAGAAAAACGUAAAUAAAUAAUGUCGAUGGACCGACGUAUUCGUUUCUCUGGUGCAAUCUAGUGAACAAUUAAUCCAUCUCUGAAUUGCGCCAAUCGAACGGGCUUGUGUAAUAAAUAAUGCCAGCGAUGACGACGGUCUUCGCUGCAAUUUUUUUUUUUUUUUUCAAUGGGGGUCUCAAUUAUAAUAUUUAAUCUGUAUAUUUAAAUCAAUUGGGACCUUGUGCAUUUUAAUUAAUGUUACGCUCAUGUAUGUAUUUGUACAUGUAAAAUAAAAGGUUUUGUACAUACGCCGCA
Orussus abietinus is the source of this 7025-nucleotide messenger RNA. Its product is annotated as apoptotic protease-activating factor 1. Gene Ontology annotation, molecular function: ADP binding; protein binding. Lineage: Eukaryota; Metazoa; Arthropoda; Insecta; Hymenoptera; Orussidae. The record is from RefSeq and is a predicted model, not a curated record. Gene Ontology annotation, biological process: regulation of apoptotic process. Bases 232 to 4386 code for a protein of 1384 amino acids. The transcript is spliced from 14 exons.